This is a messenger RNA of Gastrolobium bilobum, 1456 nucleotides long. RefSeq lists its product as uncharacterized. The coding region runs from base 81 to 1079 and encodes 332 amino acids. The transcript has 11 exons. Lineage: Eukaryota; Viridiplantae; Streptophyta; Magnoliopsida; Fabales; Fabaceae. The record is from RefSeq and is a predicted model, not a curated record.
ACAGGAUAGUGAUCAGUGAGGCAUAUGGCUGAGAAUUGGAUGCGUAAAACUAAAAUAUUUUUUUAUCUAUCACUCUGAGAAUGAGAAUGAGAAUGAACGCGUUCUGUGUCUCCGCUUCUGCUCCUACUUAUUCUCCAUUUCCUAAUCAACUUCCACAUCCACUGGGUGCACUGCUGCCAAAUUCGAAGUUUCAGAUUCUGUGGAAGCACACGCUCACACCGUUUCCUUUGAAUUCGAGGAGGAGAACUUUCAUAUGUGCAGUCAAUCAAGAAGCCGAGGAAGCUUUUAAGAAGACUGUUGAAAUUGAUAGGCUCAUAGAUAUGCUCAGGGAAGCUAAUCCUCACCAACUUCAGAAACUUGUUGUUGAAAACAUCCUCGCUUUCAAUCCAAGCUUUUGGAUACGACUUGCAGCAAGAUCUGAUACUUGCAAGUCUGAGGAUGAUAAAAAGGAUUAUGAAGAAUUGGCUACAAUGGUUAUGAGUGUGGUUGAUCGCGUGGUUCAUAAGACUAAUGAAAAGAUAGAGUCUGCUACAGAUGUCCUGAAGGGAGUACUGAAACCUGUGAUUGAUGAUGUAGGAGAGAUUCCCUGGCCUCCCAGAGAUCCUCAGGUACUCACAUUGAUGGAAAAGGAAAUAAGUCAAAGGGAGCAAGAAGGGCAGCUGGAUGAAGGGUUCCUUGCCGAAGUUAAUGCACAACUACGACAAGCAAAGGAAGAUGGUGAUAAGCCUGGGCUUGAGGCCAUGUUGCAAAAGGUUUUGCAGCUCUAUGCUUCCAACAUUCUCUCAAAACGUAGUUAUGCCAUGAAAGGAAAGGAAGUUUUGAAGGAUGAGCAAUUACUUGAAACCGUAAUCCAAGCUCCUGAAGAAGAAUGGAACAAUAUUUUGAUCAAUGGAUUGACAAUUGGUGCUGGGGAUAUUUCACCAGAGGAGCUCUAUGCUGUCUUGAAGAAACGAAUUGAGCGCACUUUGAUUAGAACUGAGGGAGGUUCUUACCAACAGCGGAUUCUGACAGAGUACCUGAAAGGCAUCGAAACUAGAGCAGAGGAGAUUGUUCAAGUGCUUCAGGGGAAACCCCAAUAGCAUUUCUUCAUACCAGAAGAUGGGCUUGGCAGUUGCAAUGUCAUAAGCCAUAGCAAUAUUCUGCAUGAUGCUAGAAGUGAUUUAUUAUUUGUAGAGCAGAUCAAGCUACUACACAGUGAGAUGGAGAUAUGUAGAUGAUCAUAUCUUCGAGCAGGUAGCAAUUACCGCACGGAUUCGGCGAUUGGCCUUCAGAACUGCAUCUGGCUACCUUCAGCUAGUUUUGUGCAGCCGGUUUUAGUUUAAGUAAUAUCUUCUGUAGCCAAAAAUUGAAUGUGUGUGUGUGUGUAUAUAUAUAUAUAUAUUGUUUAUUGUAUAUAUUGUAAUUCCUAGAAAAUGGCAAUAAACUAUUCCUUUUUUUUGUUAUUAACAUAUGAAUA